This is a messenger RNA of Rosa chinensis, 1701 nucleotides long. RefSeq names its product alpha-galactosidase 3. NCBI's taxonomy places the organism in Eukaryota, Viridiplantae, Streptophyta, Magnoliopsida, Rosales, Rosaceae. The transcript is spliced from 15 exons. The record is from RefSeq and is a predicted model, not a curated record. The coding region runs from base 91 to 1401 and encodes 436 amino acids. Gene Ontology annotation, biological process: carbohydrate metabolic process. Gene Ontology annotation, molecular function: hydrolase activity, hydrolyzing O-glycosyl compounds.
GUCAAAAAUUCUCAACACCUUCUUCUCUACUUCAUGUCUUCAUAAGACUCUAAAGAACAGAGAAAAACAAAAGAAACAGAGCACUGAGUCAUGGCGAAGAGCAAGAUCAUCAGUUUCUCUGUGUUCACUCUGAUUCUCUGUCUGUCAGCUCUGGCUAUUGCAAUUGCAGGCAGAGUAGCUGUGCCUCUGUUGCAAUUCCAGGACAAACCCAGUUUCCUGAGACCAACUUUUAGUCGCAUUUACGAUACUUCAAUGUAUGGUGCUCUGCAACUCAAUAAUGGAUUGGCUCAAACGCCUCAAAUGGGGUGGAAUAGCUGGAAUUUCUUUGCUUGUGAUAUUAAUGAAACCGUGAUCAAGGAAACAGCUGAUGCCCUCAUCUCCACCGGAUUAGCUGAUUUAGGUUAUGUGUAUGUCAAUAUAGAUGAUUGCUGGUCUUUACCAACACGAAAUUCUGAGGGUCAACUGGUCCCUGAUCCUAAAACAUUUCCAUCGGGAAUUAAAGCUCUUGCCGAUUAUAUACAUGGGAAGGGCCUCAAGCUUGGAAUAUAUUCUGAUGCCGGGGUUUUUACAUGUCAAGUUCGACCAGGUUCAAUUUAUCAUGAAAGUGAUGACGCCAAGCUGUUUGCUUCUUGGGACUUAGAUUACUUGAAGUAUGACAACUGUUACAAUCUGGGCAUCCCACCAAAAGAACGGUACCCACCCAUGCGUGAGGCCCUAAAUACAACUGGACGCACAAUUUUCUAUUCAAUUUGUGAAUGGGGUGUUGAUGAUCCUGCUUUAUGGGCUGGGAAAGUUGGGAAUAGUUGGCGUACAACAGAUGAUAUCAAUGAUACAUGGGCAAGCAUGACUACAAUUGCUGAUUUGAAUGACAAGUGGGCAUCAUAUGCUGGACCUGGUGGAUGGAAUGAUCCAGAUAUGUUGGAAGUUGGCAAUGGAGGCAUGAGUUACCAGGAAUACCGUGCUCAUUUUAGCAUCUGGGCUUUGAUGAAGGCCCCUCUUUUGAUUGGUUGUGAUGUUAGAAACAUGACUGCAGAAACAUACGAAAUUCUGAGCAAUGAGGAGGUUAUUGCUAUAAACCAAGAUUCUCUUGGGGUUCAAGGAAGGAAAGUGAAUGUUUCAGGAACAGAUGGUGUCUACCAGGUUUGGGCGGGUCCUCUAUCUGGACAUCGUUUGGCUGUUGCUCUUUGGAAUCGGGGUUCAACAGCAAAGACUAUAACAGCUAAAUGGGAAGCACUUGGACUGCAAUCCAGCAUUAGUGUCUCAGUGAGAGAUUUGUGGCAGCACAAACUAGUUAAGGAGGAUGCCGUAUCCUCAUUUGGUGCUCUGGUUGAAGCUCAUGACUGUCACCUGUACCUCUUCACCCCCAAGACUGAGUCACUAAGUACUUUAGCCUUCGCUUAAAGCAUCCUUCUAGGAUGCCCAUUUCGUAGUGUAUCGGAACCGUCUUCUGGAAGAGUUUGUGGCUGUAAUCAGUGCUUUUACCCGAACUUGGAAGCUCUGUCAUCUCUGGUGCUUUGCUCGGUUAACUAUUUUGAAUCUUUGUCAGGUCUGACUGUUGUGGUCCAGUGUGUAUAUUCUGUGUACUUGUAUAGAACAAUGAUACGCUGUUCAAAUAAUAAAAUGGAUCACGAACAGCACAUUUGCGCUGCAUUAUCUGUACUGUUGGAAUCAAUAAUCAGUAAGAAGUAAUUUUUAAGGGUA